Molecule: messenger RNA, 2328 nt
Organism: Odontomachus brunneus
Lineage: Eukaryota; Metazoa; Arthropoda; Insecta; Hymenoptera; Formicidae
Product: armadillo repeat-containing protein 1-like
Exons: 4
Coding region: 752-1573 (273 amino acids)
Source: RefSeq, a predicted model, not a curated record
AGCCUUUAUAUGAACAGACCUCUGGUUUUCUCCCUUGCUAGCAGCUAGUCAACACCAAUUGACGUUAGUCGUUAUUGAUAUCGGUGAUCAGCUGUAGCGCGGUCAGCUGGCGGAAAUACGGAGUUGUCGCGCCCAAUCUAUUUCGUGUUUAUUUAUCACCGAAACGAACUGUUGGCGAUGAUCCUACCGUAUGCGUGAAAGUUGCGAAGCAGCGCAUAUUCGCUCACGCGCAUUGCUUAUAACACGUAUUAAUGUGCCCUAUAUUGACGCUGCGUGUGCCUUUAAUUUUGUUUAUCGUUGUAAGAUUGUAACUCGUUAUUAAAGUCACGUAAGUGUCAACUCUUGUAUUCCACCUCUCCUCGGUGUCGAUAAAAGCGACCGACGUCCCGGAGCAACGUCUGUCGUCGAUCGAUUUUGAUCAAAUGCCAAAUACAACCGCUUCACCGUCCUUCUCUCACGGUGUUUGCAGGUUCUUCCAAUGUUGGCCUCGGGUUGCUCGUUUGAAGUAAGGUUAGAGUGAUCUCUCCAGAUUAUAUCUGUAACAUCGUAUCGCGGUGUAAUAACCGGAAAGAAACGGCACGUUUCGUAUUACCUCGAAAAAAUGAGCUCGAUUCUCGAUAGUGAUAUGUAGUAAGAUACUUCCUUGCUGUAAAAAUUUUACGUGAAUCUCGUAAAGAGGUCUGAAUAAGGCUUAUCUGGCCGGGCACACGGAUCUCUGGUGUAUUUAAUGUCAACGUAACGCCUGUGGACAAUGGACAGUGAGGAUUCUCUGGACCCACAGGAGCUACAGGAGACCCUCCAGACAUACAGGAAGCUCGCCAACGAUUUUGCAAACCAUGAUACUAUUUUGAAGGACAAAACGGUUCUAUCAUACAUAGCGUAUGUCUUGGAAGUACCUGAUGUAAAUGUUGUUACUUUAGCUUUAGACAUUCUGGAGAUAUUUGUGAAGAAUGUAGAUAAUUAUAUACACAUAACGUCCACCUUUGGUGUACGUGAAUCAUUGGAAGCCACCAUAAAUAAGUACAGUCUGAGUGAACCAAAGAUAUCAAAUCGAGCGCAAAACAUCAAAGAUGACAUAGAACGUAUGAAACCACCUAUAUAUAACUUACGCAGCCGUUGCAGACGAGUCAUAGAACCUAAGAAGUUGAAGACUCACAUGAUAGUCUUACAUGUUCAAGGUUUACUCCCGGAAACUCGUGCCGAAUUGGAAGCAAUUUUAAUAAGAAUCGAAGGUCUGGUUUCGCUUGUUGUCGAUGUAGAACAUCAGCGUGUAACUAUGCGUACCUUGAGCUACGUCACCGCUAAACAAAUCGCAGAGGCAAUCGACAAGAACACGGAAAACAUGGAAGCGAGAUUGGUUACAAGAAAUAAAUUUAAUCAGGAAUUUCUCGUAAAGUUGCUGCAAUCGGGCGAUAACAGCGACAGCGAAGAAAUGCCUGAUUAUUUACCUGAAGAGGAAGAACAAGAUGAUGACAAAGAAGGAGUUGUGUCAUUAUUUACUGGUUUAAAACAAAGCGCUUCAUCUUUAUAUAAAUCUACUGCUGAAUUUCUAAGUAAUUCAUUUUACUGGUAGAACUUUCUUACAACUGCAACGGAAAAAUUUUAAUUAUAACUUUAUUUAUUCUAAAUUAAUUGUUCAUUUAUUCUCGAAAGAUGGCAACGGCAAUCUAUAUGUAUAGAUAUCCUAACUGUACGCAUCAGAGACAAAAACUUCUUAAACAAUUUAUAAUGAUCUUGAGCAGUCGAUUAUUAUUAAUAUAAUCAGUUCAAGAACCUAUUCCCCAUAUUUUUAUCAACAUUUACAGUUGAUGAUAAUUAAAGUAGAAUAUAACAAAAUCGAUUUUUUAUCGAUUUUUACUGUUUAUAAUAUGUAAUGCUUUAUACUCAAUAGAAAAUUAACAUGUACAAAUCAUAUUUCUAAGUUUUUACAUCUAUUUGUAAAAAAAGGUAUGUUUUACGUAUAUUUGUAUAAAGUUAGCCUUAUUUUAUCAAUCACAUGCAUGUUCCAACUUAAUUAAAAAUAAUUGAUUUCUCAUCGAAUGUAUGUUCCGCGAUGUUAUGUGUACUAUAAAGUUAAUUAACGGAAUUCUACCCGUAUAAAUGAGAGCAUUGUUACAAGCUUAAUGUAAAGACGUCAUAGCUUAAGUAUGGAUGUUAAAUAUAUACGAUAUGGAUAUUCUCUCAAGUCGUAAUACAGUUUAUGCAAUCGGAUAAAACAUGAAAGAACUCUAAUGUUUAAUUUUGCAAUGUCAAUUAUUUUUUAGAAUAUUUACAAGCUUGCUUGUAUAUAUAUAAUUAAAUUAAUUAAAUGACCGAUCAAUGUUUUAA